AUGGCUGAAAAGAACAUCACCUGCAUCGUAGCUUCGGGUAAUAGAGUAGUAUUCAUGAAGAUUAACACUUCAACCACCAUUCUUGAUCUAAAAUUUGAUGUGUCAGAUAGGUUAGAUCUUUCAUAUGAAUCAUUAAGUUUGUCAUUCAAAGAUGAAACAAAUGAAAGCUUCAAAUUUCCUAUUGAGAACGAGGGGGAUCUGUCGUCUAUGGUGGAGCAUUGCCAUAACAGAGGAUUAAAGGAGGUUCACAUGCAAGCUUUCAAGGAAAAAGAGGAUUCUUCAAAAGUCCACAGCACCGUUCAAGUUCGAGAUGACAUGUAUGUAGAAGAGGUUAAGAAGACAAACCCAGGUAGCUACAUUCAUGUUGAACAAAAUGAGGGGAGGUUUUCAAAGCUAUUCAUCUGUUAUGCCGCCUGCAUAAAUGGGUUUUUGAACGGUUGUAGACCACUUAUAUUUUUGGAUGGUACCUUUCUGAAAGACCGUUUCAAAGGUAUACUCCUCAGCGCCGUUGCAUACGAUGGAAAUCAGGGGAUAUUUCCAUUAGCCUAUUGCAUCUGCGAUCAGGAAAAUACUGUAAACUGGAAUUGGUUCUUACAAGGUUUAUGGUCUAUUCUCUAUGAAAGGCCAGAUCCAUACAACCCUCCACACAAGCUAGUUAUAAUAUCUGAUGCGGAUAAGGGGAUCAGAGAAGCAGUCAGAAAAUAUUUUCCGGAUGCUAUACACUCUAGAUGUGUUCUGCAUCUAGUUGAGAAUUUCAGGACAAAGUUGUGGGAUUUGGGUUUCAAGGCAAAGGAUACUCGGAUUUUGGGCAACCUUUUUCAAUCUGCUUGUUACAAAUAUACUAAAGCAGAAUGGAAUGACUAUGUGGAGGACAUUAGACUAGCGGACGAACGAGCCUACAAUAUUGUCAUGUACUACGCUCCAGAGAACUGGGCUAACGCAUUUUCCCCGGAAUUAGAGUCAUUCAACAAAUGGAUACAUGAGGCUAGGCUUCUACGAAUACUACAACUCGUAGAACACAUAUGUAAACAGAUUAUGGUUCGCAUGAAUGAGCGACGAUUAAUGGCUGAAAGUUGGAAUGGAUUUCUUUGUCCCAAAGAUGAACUUGUCCUCAAAGAGAACAUGGAAAAUGGGAGUCCAUUGGAUGUGUGUUAG
Molecule: messenger RNA, 1155 nt
Organism: Asparagus officinalis (garden asparagus)
Lineage: Eukaryota; Viridiplantae; Streptophyta; Magnoliopsida; Asparagales; Asparagaceae
Exons: 4
Coding region: 1-1155 (384 amino acids)
Source: RefSeq, a predicted model, not a curated record